This is a messenger RNA of Arachis duranensis, 1260 nucleotides long. RefSeq names its product sucrose transport protein SUC5-like. The record is from RefSeq and is a predicted model, not a curated record. Gene Ontology annotation, molecular function: sucrose:proton symporter activity. Lineage: Eukaryota; Viridiplantae; Streptophyta; Magnoliopsida; Fabales; Fabaceae. Gene Ontology annotation, cellular component: plasma membrane; vacuole. Bases 1 to 1260 code for a protein of 419 amino acids. The transcript has 6 exons.
AUGCUAACUCGGGCGGUUACGGGUCUUAUGUCCUUGGCUGUGGAGCCCAUUGGGCGAGCGCUUGGUGGCGCCAAGAACCUUUGGGCAGCUGAAAAUUUUAUUCUUGUUGGUGGCUUGGCUAUGAUGCUUUACAUCACCAAGCUAGUUAAGGAUGAAAGGCUCGAGUGCAAUGAUUUAACCUUUACUCGUGAGCCCUCCAACGGCAUUCGGGCUUGGGUUUUGCACUUUUUCAGCGUUCUCGUCAUUCCCCUUGCGAUAACAUUGAGUGUCGCGUCUGCACUAGCAUCCAUCUACUCAAACGAGAAUCGGGCAGGAAAAGUGAGAAAUGAACUAGGUUACUUCGCCGUCUUCUUUAGGAGAUUCGAUGAUAUGUUGUCAUUCACGGUGACAAAAGCAUGCCACGGACUUUGCGUAAAUGUGAAAACCUUAUCAAUUUUCUCGAUCCUUCUUCUUCUAUUUUUGAUGGUUGUGGCUCUAUCCUGCGUCCAAAACAACCUGACAUUAAAUGAGGAGGAGUCACGUGAGAGGGAAGAGGAAGAUGAUAGAUGGGCAGUGGUGGCCUUGUUCUCAUUCUUCUGGUACAUCUCUGAUUGGAUGGGGAGCGAGGUGCAGAGUGGGGAGCAUGGAAAGCUUUACUCUGUUGCAAUACCAUUAUAUACCAUAGGCUACUGGUAUGGAGCUCGGUGUCUUAUGCUAACUUGGGCGGUUACGGGUCUUAUGUCCUUAGCUGUGGAGCCCAUUGGGCUAACGCUUGGUGGCACCAAGAACCUUUGGACAGCUGGAAAUUUUAUUCUUAAUGGUGGCUUCCCUAUGACGCUUUACAUCAGCAAGCUAGCUAAGGACGAGCGGCUCAAGCGCAAUAAUUUAACCUUUACUCGUGAGCCCUCCAACGGCAUUCAGGCUUGGAUCUUGUGUUUUUUCGACGUUCUCGGUAUUUUUCUUACGAUAACAUUGAGUGUCGCACCUGCACUACCAUCCAUCUACUCAAACGAGAGUGGUGCAGGAAAAGUGAGAAAUGAACUGGGUUACUUCGCCAUCUUCUUUAGGAGAUUCGAUGAUAUGUUGUCAUUCACGAUGACAAAAGCAUGCCACGGGCUCUGCACAAAUGUGAAAACCUUAUCAAUUUUCUUGAUCCUUCUUCUUCUAUUCUUGAUGGCUGUGGCUCUUUCCUGCGUCCAAGACAAGCCGGCAUUACCUGAGCAGGAGUCACGUGAGAGGGAAGAAGAAGAUGAUAGAUGGGCAGUGGUUAAAUGCUUUUGA